Messenger RNA from Liolophura sinensis, 4520 nucleotides. Its product is annotated as prominin-1-A-like. Lineage: Eukaryota; Metazoa; Mollusca; Polyplacophora; Chitonida; Chitonidae. Bases 1513 to 4197 code for a protein of 894 amino acids. The record is from RefSeq and is a predicted model, not a curated record. Gene Ontology annotation, cellular component: membrane. The transcript is spliced from 26 exons.
AAGUAUAAAGUUAAAAUGCGAAAUUUUGUCUUGCUUCUUUCUUGUCCCGAUGUGAGAGAAUUGCGUUGAUAACAGGUGGGAAACACAUACACGGCGAUAAUGUGAGAUCGUAGUGUCUAGUGUUGAUGCCAUUUACAUCAACACACUGACUUUUUAUUGAGUAUCAGGGACCGAUUCCACAAAGUCCAAAUCUAAAACCUUGUCACAAUGCAUAGUAUUUGGUAAGGGAACUUGAAUUUUUGACACAUUUGUCUUAAGAUAAUAUUGAUGAGUUGAUUAAAAUUUUCAUAUUCAGGGCCCAAAGAUAAACUUUAAAAUCGUAUUUCAAGUUUUGACAUGUCAAAAUCAGCUUUGUGGAAUCGGCAAUAGUACCGGUAACUCACGGGUGAUUGGUUGUUGUUGUAACUUUGCUACAGUUUACAUGGAAAGAAAAGCAAAACAACAAAGCACUGACUGAUAUCCCCAAACUGGCAGAAAACUGACUUUAAUGCCUUGGGGUUUUUUUUUAUGACCAGUUAGGCCUACCCUCAUAAUAAAGCAUUAGUUUAAAUUGCUAAGAUAAUCUGAUACAGUAUCUUAGACUACACGUACCUCCCAGCAUGUUCUAGUCUGCCUGGUAGCUCGCUAACAGUAACUGCACUUUUAACUUGUGACACUCAGAUUUUCUUUACAAAAAGUGUAGUGAUAGUAUUUGUUGUGUGAACAAGUAAUACCUUUGCUAUACGUAAAUAGUGGGGUUCACUGUCAUGCUGUUUUGUAAGGAACAGAUUUAAUAUGCCUUCAUGUUUCUCUUUUACUCCAAUAUGCUAUACACAAUUAUACAUAUCCCUGAGAUAUGUGUAUAGAUUUUGGCUUCUCUUCUACCACUCAGAAUUUUGUAAAAUAUCCGGGGAAUGAAUAAUAUGAAAUAAAACAUCAGAGUCACCAAACUACUUCAGUUUUUGUCUGAGGUGAGUGCAUAUUGAUAUAGCUGUAGAAGUACAAAGUGGGAUAUAUGUAAUGACAUUUCAAUGACGCUAAACAUUCCACUGCUGCAUCAGCAGCAAGGUGAACAGAGCAGAAACUAUAGAAUUAAACUGUAGCAAGCUGCCCUAAGAAAUAGGCCUACCCUUUUUGCAACAAGCUAAAAACAUGUUGAAAAACAUUGAACUGACCCAAUAUUUUGAUUCAUAUUCCACUCUUGCAGCAUAUUCUUUUCUGUCCAGUUUCGUGUUAUUUUCCCCAGAGAAAGAAGCUUUAUUCCUACAAAUGCCUGUAAUAGAUGUAAAAUGUUUUCGCAUGAGGUUGCAAGCAAUGUUCAUAUAGGCUGAAAAGUGACAUUGGUAUUAGCAAUAAAGAAAUCAACUGAUUUUUCUAGUUUAUCGAUUGAUUUCACUUUAUUCUAUAUAGUGGAGAAGGUCUCUAUGAUAUGUUGCCAGGGUAAACAUUGUUUUCCAGUGGAUAUGCCUACAUUGGAGACUGGAGUGUUUUUAGAGGUUUACAACAGCCAGUGGAACAGCCAAAAUCAUCACCAUGGCUUACACCUGGCAGCUAGGGUGGACUGCUUUGACCACAACAGUUCUUGUGGCAUUGUGUCACCUGACUGGAGCAAGAGGGGCAUGUACUGUUAGCUCUGUAACCACCAUGUCUGGAAACGGAAACACUGCUGACACAGAUAGCUACAUUACUUUUUCUCCACUACCCACAAAAUCAUUUAAAUCCACGGGUGUGUAUGAUGAUGGAGGGCUAGGGCCUUUCUUCAACUUGGCUCGCAGCUUUAUCAACAGUUCCAUGCCCAACGCAUUUCCAAUAGUGAUCUUUUCUGGUCUCCUGGAUGGAAGUUUUAAUAUAAUGACUGAAUACUCACAGAUCAUUACCCUGUCCAUGGGAUACAUGGUGUGCAUUGGGCUAGGCAUUCUGUUCGUAGUAGUGUUUCCCAUCAUGGGCAUAUGUUUCUGCUGUUGUCGUUGUCAUGGCAAAUGUGGAGGAAAGCGAGUCCAAAAUCCAGCCAACAACAACACACGCAAGAGGAUGACUUAUGCUGGCAUUUUUGGCUUCCUGGUCCUGUUAAUUAGUGUUGGUGUGAUAUGUUUAUUUGUGACAAACAGACGUAUGACCGUUGCCAUUGAUAAUUUUGAGACAUUGUAUAAUGAUAGCAUAACAGAUGUUUCUGAGUACAUGGAUCUGCUUAAACAACAAAUUACACAUCUAGGUACUAACAACUACAACUUUGUGGAGGAUGUGAUCCUGCGAGAUUUAAAUUCAAUCGACGUAGUAUGCGGAACUCGAGUAUCGGUACUCUUACAGCAGGACUCAAACUUUACAGUUAAUAGCAUGAGUGCUAUCACUUUAAUGCAAACAAUCGAUUCCCUGUCAUCAACUUUAGGCUUUAUCGACACCGGCAGUACAGAUGUGGACACCAAUCUGUCUGCCCUUAAAAACUCACUAAGCACAGUGAAAGGGAAUAUUCAGAACACAUUUGCAAGCUGUAACUGUGGAGGAAACAUUGAUCUGAACAGUCUCGACAGCAGCUACGACACGUCUACAUUUCCAUCCGUCACUAGUCAAAUCAGUGCCAUUGACAAUGCCAUACAGUUCCCAGUCACAACCACCGUGGACUCCGCAUUAACAGUGCUGAAUGACCUUCCCUGUGAAUUGAGAACUAAGAUCCAGUCUGCCAUUGAGGAUGUGAAAACUACCAUGAACAAUUUUGAAGACCAAAGUUUACAAGAUUUGAUCUCCAUAAUGAGCUUGCUGACCUCAACGUUUAAUGUGUCUGAUUACAGUGGAGCUGCUGAUGUUUACAUUGACUAUGUCAAACAGUAUGAUGCCUACAGGGUGAAUGCUGGCAUGGGAUUGGCUGGACUGGUGUUGGUGAUAACGGUCCUCAUGUGGUUAGGCCUCUUCCUCGGGAUCUUUUUCUCCAGCGUUGAUGAUCCACCCACUGAGAGAAGCAGUCUGUCUAAUGCUGGGGGAAACAUGCUGAUUGCGUCAGUGAUCCUGAUUUUUGCCUUCUCCUGGCUUUUCAUGUUACUUGCCACCCUCACUUACGCCCUGGGGGCCCCUCUAGAGAGAUGGGUGUGUCAGCCUGCGUCUGAUAUCAACUCGCCACUGUACACUGAGUUUCUGGACAAACCAGGAGGUCCACUUGGUGAGGGCUACUUUAUCGGAAACGCUCUCUAUGGCAAUUCCAGCAUGGAUAUUACAGUCUCUGGUAUCCUCAGGGACUGCAUUGAGGGAAAGGCAGCCUACAGUGCUAUUCGCCUGAACAAUUUCUAUGAUGUUGAUGAAUACCUGGAUUAUGCAGGUUACAUUGACUUUCAAGGUCAGCUGUCCUCAUUACAAUCUCACCUGGCGGUGUCUGUUAAUAUCAUAACCCCACAACUAGAGAGUAGUUUCCAGAGUGUGAAGGAUGCCGUCAAUGUAGACACGGAUCUUUUUAUCACACAGCUGGACAAGCCUUUGACUGACGUUGAUUUGUUUGAUUUUGCCCAAUCUCUGAGAAGCCUAGGAGAUGAUUUAGUGGCUGAUGCCAAUGCAGAUGCUUCAGCACAAGCGACUCGCACGGAGCUGUAUAAUCUUGCUGGGUCAGUGGAUUCCAUCAGAACCACUGAAUUACUAAACCUGCAAAACUCUGUGAAUUCCUUGAAGACAAAUGUAACAACUCUACAUAAUCAGAAGAACCAGGUGGUUGUUGAUGUGGACAAUUUGGCGGCUGCUCUGAGAAGUACGGAAGACUAUCUGAAUAAUGGUGCCACACCUCUGUUAGAACGGGAAUCUGGGAAUUACGUAUACAGGCUUACAAGAACCCUGAACUCUUACAUUACAUACACCAGCAAUGCUGUAAAAAAUGACUUGGGAAAAUGUGACAUACUUUACAAGCUGUUUGCAGACAUGUUUACUAUUGGAGUCUGCAAAUACACCCUGGAUGCCUUUAAUGCAAUUUGGUUUUCCCUGGGCUGGUGUAUAUUGUUCUUCUCCACAAGCAUUGUGUUUGCCGUGAAACUUUCCCAGCAUUUCCAAUGUAUGCACCAACAGGAUGGCAGGGAUUAUGAGUCAAAGCAAAGUGCUGAAGAGAGCCCUCCUGAUGAUUCGGGUAUGGUCCAGUCUGAGGAUAUGGAUUAUGAGUCAAAGCAAUGUGCUGAAAAGAGCCCUCCUGGUGAUUCGGGUGUGGUCCAGUCUGUUGACGUAGACGAAGAGGAAGACAAUAUUGUAUGACACCCAGUAAGCAGUGAAGUCGCACAUUUUGGGUGGAUUAAUGCUAAAGGACACAAGAGACUGGAAUUUAGAACUGAGGAAGAAAUUUUAUUUUUUUUCAGAAAUGUUUUUUAACAAGACAUCACAAAUAUCAGUAUUUAUUAAAUGUUGUGUAUGCAUGACUUAAUUCUCUUGUGAAAAAAUGAAUUGUAAAUGUUGACCACAAGAUGUAAAUAACGUAACUCUGAUAACGUAUACAAAUAUGCAUGAGGUUGGUUUCUUAACCUUUAAUCAUGUAUAAAGAAAAUUAAAUUAAGCAAUGCCACUCAUUGAGUCUAAAAAUA